AUGAAUGGAGAAGGGCAGGGCAUCGUAUCGUUCUUCCAAGAGAAACCACCGAUGGAGCAGACCAUUUUGAUCGAUUUAGAAGGUUCCAAUAAAGAGGUCGGAUCGGAAAAUGCAGAAAGCCAGGAUGACAAGACUAAGAAACGGGAACUGGCUGCACGCAAGAGGGAAGAGAUUAGGAAGGAGAAGGAAUUGAAGAAGCUGCAAAGAGAAGAGGAGAAGCGCAAGCGAGAUUUACAACGAGAAGAAGAGAAACGUAAGCGAGAUUUACAAAGAGAAGAGGAGAAACGUCAACGAGAUCUUCGUAAGCGACAAAAGGAGAUCGAGAGGAAAGAGGCUAAACAGCAGAAGGAGCAAGAGAAGAGGGAGAAAGAGGAAGAGAAGCAACGAAAAGAGCAAGAGAAGAAGAUCAAGGAAGAGAGGGCACAGUCUCGAAUUGGGAAUUUUUUCAAGAAAAUUAGCGAUUCAGGUAAGCAAUCGAACGUCAAAUCUGACUACGAGAAAUACUUUUUACCCUUUUACGCCAAGGAUGGUGUCAAACUGCCACAAGUUGAUAACUGUGCCUUGGAACAGAGGAGAAAGGAUAUCGAUGAGUCGCUGCAAUCUCAUGCUUUUGAUGAUAAUUUAAAGGACUGGUUAAGUAGUAAAUCGGUUAAGAGAAGUCAUCCAAUUGCCUUUACUGCAGUUUCGCUCCUGCAACAGAUGACAGCAAAGGAAAAAGAGGAUCAAGAGUUACAAUCUUUGCUAAAGUUGAUUCCACAGAAAUAUAUCAAGUUUUAUGAAAAUGUAAGACCUCCUUACAUCGGAACUUAUUCAAAGGAUGUGAUUUUACCUGUUGAUAAUCCGUUUUCUACUGAGGAAACUGAUUACAAUUACGACUACGAUUCUGAUCUGGAGUGGAUUAAUGAAGAAGAUGAGGAGGGUGAGCAAGGUGGAGUAGAUAACUUAGAAAGUGGUGAAGACGAGGAUGAUGAAGAAGAUGAAGAGGCAAGUGAGGGCGAAUUCGAUGGAUUUUUAGACACAGAGGAAGGACCAGAUGGUGUAAAUGGGAAAAGAAAAUUCUUGGGGCCAUUAAUACCUACCGUGUGUCUCAGAAGUAACGUUGAUUCUCUAGACGAAGAUGAUAGGAAAUAUUACGAAGCUGUCAAGGUCGAAAUUUUGAUAGAACAGCAAUCGUUCCCAAUAGAUCCCAACGCUCCAAUAAUUCGGUCUCAAUCAAUAAGUGCUCUGAAGAGAUUAUCGGAACGUGAGCAGGAGGCUGAAUCGGCUUCAAGCAGCCCAUCUGUUUCUCCGGAAAAGAAGAAGGCAAGGACUUUAAUAACAGAAGGUAUCCAUCUCUUAAAACUCUUUGACGAGAUUCACGAUAGCACUUUUUCCCUGGGAACAGUCACAGAAAUAGCACAGAAGAAUCUUCCUCAAUACAGCAAGCAGACGAUAAAAAAUACUGUGAAAGAAUACGCUUUAAGAGGUUCAGGAAAAGGAGAUUCGGGACGUAAAUGGGCGAUAAGAGACAUGAAGCAUUGGGAAGAUCUCCGAUCAAGCAUAGGGUAG
Molecule: messenger RNA, 1548 nt
Organism: Torulaspora delbrueckii
Lineage: Eukaryota; Fungi; Ascomycota; Saccharomycetes; Saccharomycetales; Saccharomycetaceae
Gene: RLF2
Product: Rlf2p
Exons: 1
Coding region: 1-1548 (515 amino acids)
Biological process (GO): nucleosome assembly
Cellular component (GO): nucleus; CAF-1 complex
Source: RefSeq, a predicted model, not a curated record